UUAUUUGUUUGUUUGUUUGUUUGUUUGUUUGUUUGUUUUUGUGUGUGUAUGUAGGACUGGCUGAUUCGGUAUGGGUAUUUACAGUCUCCAGAUACUCUGAUUGGUGGUCUUCAGACCAAGGAGAGUAUUGAAGAAGCUGUCCGCAAAAUGCAACGAUUUGCUGGCAUCGAAGAGACUGGGAACUUGGAUCAGAAGACUUUAGAAAUGAUGGGCAGACCUCGUUGCUCUCUCCCAGACACCAUCAGCUUUGAAGAGCUGCUGAAAAGAAACAGGAGAGGUAAAAACAAGGUGAUGAUGAAGAAGAAGAGAUACACUCUGCCAAAGAUGAGAUGGGACAAGACUGAUAUAACAUGGAGCAUGCAAGAUUUUCCACCUCCCUCAGUGUCUCCUGCUCUAAAUCCAGGUCUGGUGAGGCUUAUUUUGGGCAAUGCCCUGCGAGUGUGGAGUGAAAACACACCUCUGCGUUUCCACUACUCUCCAGAUGAACCAUCGCCACAGACAGACAUCACAGUCACUUUUACCAGUGGCUACCAUGAGGACGGCUAUCCAUUCGAUGGCAAGGGUGGAGCUCUGGCACAUGCCUUCUUCCCAGGUAAAGGAGAUCUGGCUGGAGACACACACUUUGAUGCUGAAGAGAGCUGGUCGUAUGGAGACUGGAGCAGCGACUCAGAUUUAUUCACAGUCGCAGUGCAUGACUUUGGUCACGCUUUAGGCCUGUUUCACUCCUCCUCCAGUGACUCCAUCAUGAAGCCGUAUUACUUUGGUCCUGUGGGAGAGAUGAACAGCUACAGCUUAACCGCUGUUGACAGACUGGGAAUUCAGGCGCUGUAUGGAAAACAACACAAUUUGAAACCACCUCCAUCUGUUGCUGCUCCCACUACUUAUCCGACCCAGUUUUCCACCACUUAUCUUCUACAUCCUCCCUAUUAUCCACCAGACUCUGCUGAUCGCUGUCAGGGAGGUUAUGAUGCCGUUGCUAAUAUCAGAGCAGAGAUUUUUUUCUUUAGAGGUCAACAUUUUUGGAGGGUAGAUCAUUCAGGCUCAUUGCUGUCCUCGACUCCAGCUCUGAUCCACAGCUUCUGGAUUGGUUUGCCUCCAGAUACAGCCAGGGUUGAUGCAGCAUAUGAGAGAAGAGAUGGACAUAUUGUAUUCUUUAUUGGUAAUCAGUACUGGGUUUUUAGGAACACAAUGGCCCUGCCUGGGUAUCCACGACGGCUUUCAGACUGGGGUUUACACACUGCAGCAGGACAGCUUGCUGAAAGUGUGGAGGCAGUGUUUGUGUGGCCACACAAUGGGAAGACGUAUGUGUUCAGCAGUGGACUGUACUGGAGGUUUGAUGAGGCAGGAGGAGAGAGGAAGAUGGAGGAAGGCUAUCCCAAGCCAGCCGCCAUCUGGGGGAUGCCCUCUCACCCAGAUGAUAUCAUCGCAUUUCUAGAUGGAGAAACCUACUUUUUCAAAGACUCAAACUACUGGAUUUUACAAAGAGGAGGUCUGGAUCUGGAAUCUGCUUCUCCGAAGUCUAUAGCUACUGACUGGAUGAAAUGUGAUAGACAUGUUUCAGCUCCCACACCUGAGAUUCCCAGAGACAGAAACUGUAGUUGUGUCCAGAAUGUGGCAGCCGUGAUGCGAUCUUUAUCAGUGAUUAUAUAUUUGACUAAUAUAAUUUGUAUUUUGGUUGUUACAGUGUUUUGAUGAUAAUAUUCUUUAUAUUUUAGUUGAUUGAUAGUUGGGUCAUGCUGUGUCAAUUAAACCAGAGCUACAGGAAUGCAAACUUUGAAAAUAUGAAAAAAUAAUAAUAAAUCAAAUAUUGAUGCUGAAAUAUUUCUAAAGUUAUUUUUUUUGAAGUUGCCCCCCAUUUUACUUAAAAUCUAACAUGAACGGUGUAAUUUGAUUCCCCUCUACAAAAUUUAUAGUACUCAGUAAAUAUAAAUCUCAUGCCGAAAUACAAAAGUUGAGUCUGGGUCAUUUCUGAAAUGUGGUCGAUUUGACACCGAAUGACUCCCUGGAUUUGUACUUAACCACAUUUCUAAGAUAUUUUGGAAUAGAAAAUAGUCCAGUGGUUGUUCAUUUUUUAUGUCUGCAAAUGCAGUGUGAAAGAUCGUCAGCUGAUUUUCAAUACUGUGUAUUUGAACAUGUUACUGAUUUGACAUUCUGCUACAGUACAUCCUAAGUAUUUAGAAGUAGACUGGUAGAUGGUCCUUAAUCUGUCAAAAAGUAGACUAGAAGCCACAAAACUGUACUGUAAUCAGUAUUUGCAGUAAUUUGCUUCAACCAAUGGAUUCCAAUUAUUUCUGUCAUAUCAAAAUAAAAAGGCAUGAGCCUAUUAAAUUCA
Messenger RNA from Danio rerio (zebrafish), 2332 nucleotides. Lineage: Eukaryota; Metazoa; Chordata; Actinopteri; Cypriniformes; Danionidae. The record is from RefSeq and is a predicted model, not a curated record.